AUGAAAAAUGACCACCUGGUGGCUAACAUAAUCCAUGGGGGCGAAUCACUUGUUUUCCUGCAAGACAACAGUUUUCGAAAGACUCAAAAUGAUGUCAUCCUCGUCGAGGGAUCCAUGAAGCCCCAUGACGGCGAUGAUGAUCAGCUCAUCACGAAUGAAGAUCAAGAAUAUUAUGCAACUUGUUCCACUGAACAGUCAUCACCUUGUUCAGAUUCUGCUGAUGAUGGUGAUAUUGACUUGCAUGAUUAUGAAAACCAAGAUUGCCCCACACCUAUAGUCUCACCAAUGGACAAAAGUGAUGUGGAAAAUGAUUCUUUUGUUAUAGGACCAAAAAUGGAGUCUAAGAAGCUACUAGCUGAGGAUCAAGAUGAUAAACAAAUUUAUGGAGACUCUUACACAAUUGGCUCAACUUCAAAGAGCUCCUCCGAGUGGAAAAGCUCAAUAAAUUGCAUAGAUUCAGUCACUGAUGAUCCAUUUUCAUCUUCCUCAAGAAGUUGUCCCAAAUGGGAAUCCUACACUGUGUUUCAAAAAUAUGAUGAAGAGAUGAUGCUCAUAGACAGAAUCAGUGCACAAAAGCUCCAAGAAGCAGAGUCACUGAGAUCCAUUCAAGAUUGUCCAAGAUCAAUUUCCGAGAGAAUAGUCCACAGGUUUGGCACAAUGAACCAAAAGCCAUCAGAUAUCAGACAAAACCCUUACCAUGAACUGGAAUCUGCAUAUGUUGCUCAAAUUUGCUUAACUUGGGAAGCACUCAACUGGAAUUACAUGAACUUCGAAUGUAAACGAGCCGAUCGGAAAGAUUUUGACUGCCCCGCCGUGGUGGCCCAGCAGUUUCAGCAAUUCCAGGUCCUUUUACAAAGAUACAUCGAAAAUGAGCCUUACGAGCAAGGGCGGAGACCCGAGGUGUAUGCCAGGAUGAGGCUUUUGGCCCCAAAGUUGCUCCUGGUUCCUGAAUAUAGAGAUUAUGAGGAAGGUGAAAGGGAUGAAGGGUUUGGGUCAAGAAUCUCAGCAGAUACAUUUGGGAUAAUAAUGGAGGAUGGAAUUCAAACCUUCAUGAACUUUCUCAAGGCAGACAAGGAGAAACCAUGCCAAAUCAUUAAAAAUUUCUUUGGAAAGAAGAGAAGAGGUUCAGUUGACCCUACACUCCUUCAACUCAUGAAAAAAAUGAAUGCUAAAAAAAGAAUGAAACUUAAAGACCUUCGAAGGGCAAAGAAAUGCAUAAGGAGAAGGAAAGUGAAAAUGAAGAAAGAGAUGGAUAUAUUGAUGGGUCUAAUUGACCUAAAAGUGGUGUCUAGGGUUUUGAGAAUGGCUGAUCUAACCGAACAACAAUUGCAUUGGUGCGAAGAAAAGAUGAGAAAACUCAGGAUUUUGGAAGGCCAGCUCCAUAGAGAUUCCUCUACACUUUUUUUCCCACCACAUUAA
This is a messenger RNA of Hibiscus syriacus, 1419 nucleotides long. RefSeq lists its product as uncharacterized. The transcript has 5 exons. Lineage: Eukaryota; Viridiplantae; Streptophyta; Magnoliopsida; Malvales; Malvaceae. The record is from RefSeq and is a predicted model, not a curated record. Bases 1 to 1419 code for a protein of 472 amino acids.